AGGGACAGAAGGGGGGAGGAGGACAGAGGAGGAGGACAGGAGGAGACGAGAGGAGACGAGAGGAGGGUGCUGGUAGAGGGACAUUCACUCAUUGUUACCAACUCGAGGAGCGGCGGAGACCCCGUCGCUACACGUGAAUUUUCGGCACAGCAUUCAGAUCGCAGGCUGAACGCCAUCUCCAUCAGUGAUUGUCAUCGACAUUUUCUCCAAAGCAUCACGCUGUCCGUCACGGCAGGACAGGGAGGAGUGUGAGUCGUUCGGUCACAGCACAGCAUCUCUCAGGUGAUGGAGGUCUUGUGACGCACUGCUGCCGCUGACUGGAAUCCGCACAGUGAUGGAUGCAGCCAGCUUCAACCAUGGUCCUAUUGGAUUACGCUCCCAGACGGUUUCUCUGUGAGCUGAAGAGGAGGAAGAGACUACCAGACAGUCCUGGACACUCCUUAAGCCUUGUGAUUUCCCUUUCCUGGUGAAUGGGCCAGACGCUAACCGGGCUUAACCCCUCUUCCUAACCAGCCGUGGGCCACCUGGGUCUUUCUUCUCUCCUGCUGUACGGACCAGUCAUGGAUCUCCUGUGGGUGCUGUCGGUGUCCAUGUUGACGGUGUGUGUUGCCAUCCCCAUGGAUGCGGCGGCGGGGAGCCACAGUAUGUUCACCUGUGAGCCCAUCACCCUGCGCAUGUGCCAGGGGCUGCCCUACAACUCCACCUUCAUGCCCAACAUACUGAACCAUUACGACCAGCAAACUGCCGCCCUCGCCAUGGAGCCGUUCCAUCCCAUGGUGAACCUACAGUGCUCUUCAGAGCUCAGGAUGUUCCUGUGCGCGCUCUACGCCCCGGUGUGUACCGAGUACGGGCGGAUGACUCUGCCCUGUCGCCGCCUCUGUCUGCAGGCCAAGAGCGACUGCUACAAACUAAUGGACAUGUUUGGCGUCAGCUGGCCGCAGGAGAUGGACUGUAACAGGUUCCCAGACUGUGACGAGCCAUACCCCCGUCCUGUAGACCUCCUGUCCAGCUCAGACACAACCGAAACCCCCGCCUCCGUCCAGCGGGACUACGGCUUCUGGUGUCCAAGAGAACUGAAAAUCGACCCCGAGCUGGGCUACUCCUUCAUGGGGGUCCGCGACUGCUCUCCCCCCUGUCCCAACAUGUACUUCACACGUGAGGAGCUGAUGUUCGCCCGCUACUUCAUCGGGGUGGUGUCCAUCGUCUGUCUGUCCGCCACCCUCUUCACCUUCCUGACUUUCCUCAUCGACGUGUCACGCUUCCGCUACCCAGAGCGUCCUAUUAUAUUCUAUGCCGUGUGCUACAUGAUGGUGUCCCUGGUGUUCUUCCUGGGGUUUCUGUUGGAGGACAAAGUUUCCUGUAACGCAGCGAGUCCUGGGAGGUUUAGGGCUUCAACGGUGACCCAAGGCUCCCAUAAUAAGGCCUGCACCCUUCUCUUCAUGGUGCUUUAUUUCUUCACCAUGGCCGGCAGUGUCUGGUGGGUCAUUCUGACCAUCACCUGGUUCCUGGCUGCUGUUCCCAAGUGGGGCAGUGAGGCAAUAGAGAAGAAGGCCCUCCUCUUCCACGCUUGUGCCUGGGGCAUCCCUGGUGUCCUCACGGUUACCCUGCUCGCCAUGAACAAGAUCGAAGGAGACAGUGUCAGUGGUGUUUGCUUUGUAGGGAUGUACAAUUUGACGGCUCUGCGUUGGUUCCUGCUGGCCCCACUGGGAGUGGACGUAGUGGUUGGUGUGGCACUGCUGCUGGCAGGCAUAGCGGCACUAAACCGAGUCCGCAUGGAGAUUCCACUGGAGAAGGAGAACCAGGAGAAACUGGUGAAGUUCAUGAUUCGUAUCGCCGUGUUCUCUGUGCUCUACCUGGUCCCUCUGCUGGCCGUUCUGGCCUGCUACCUUUAUGAGAACAGCUACCGAGCCAUCUGGGAGACGACCUGGAUCCAGGAGAAGUGUCGAGACUACCAUAUCCCCUGCCCCUACCAGGUGGAGCGUACUAGUCGUCCUGACCUGGUCUUGUUCCUGAUCAAGUACCUGAUGAUGCUGAUCGUAGGAAUCCCCUCGGUGUUCUGGGUGGGCAGUAAGAAGACCUGCUUCGAGUGGGCCAGCUUCUUCCACGGCAAGAGACGCAAAGAAGCAUUAACCCGCUCUCCCACCGCCUGCUCCACACACUCCUCCAUCCUCUUCUACCACACUCACCACCCCGCAACCUUCCCCCUCUCCCUCCCCACCCUCCUGCGCCUCUCCAUGCCCUCCCUGCCCCCAAUCUCCUCCUCUUCCUCCUCCUCCACCACUCCCUCCCUGCCCUCCUCCUUCCCCCGCUGCAGCGGGAUGGUCAACGAGAGCCGACAGGUGCUCCAGGAGCCCGACUUCGCCCAGCUCCUGCUCAGGGACCCCAACACGCCCAUCGUGAGGAAGUCACGGGGCACGUCCACCCAGGGGACCUCCACCCACGCCUCAUCUACCCACCUGGCCAUGUUGGACGAACCGCCCAGCGCCAGCACCAGCCGGGCCGGCUCGGUCCGCAGCUCACGCUCCAAGAUGAGCAGCUACCACAGCAGCUUGCACCGCUCCCGGGACGGCAGAUACACAGCCUCCAGUUUCCGGGCCACAGACGACCGGCUGCCCUACGGAAGCAUGCCUCGCCUCAACGACCAAUCGCAGUCCAGACACUGCAGCACCAAUCGCCUGGACAGCCUAUCGCGGCACGGCUCCACCCAGCUACUGGAGAGCCAGUCGCGGCACAGCAGCGUCAGGGACCUUAGCAGCGCCACCCAAGUUGUUCUCGGUGUCCCUGGAAACGGGAUCCACAGGGUCCUGGAGGAAGACGGAGCUACAGCCUGAACAGGAAUGGAACUGUAAUCUCGUUUUGCUGGAUACUUCUGAAGAAGAUGUGACAGGACGGGUAGAAGUGAACAUAGGAAAGAUGACUUUUCUUUCUUUUUCUAGAAAGUUAAAGAAUGUGUGAGGAUCCACAGUAAGCGUGACAGGAUGCAGAGUAGCAGCCGCUGUGGGAUCCACUCCUGUUGAAUUUGGGAGCUCAGAGCUGAAGCACACAGUGAUGCUCCAGUUUACUGACGAAGUUAGCUAGAAUAGGCCACAUCCAGCCAAAUUCAGAGGACUGAGUGUGGAUUGAUGCCUUAUAAUGUCCUCUCAGCUUUACUCGCCCUGAUCCCAAAAACCGAAGUUCAAAAUGAUUUUUGGCCAGUUUACAGAACUACGAUGGUUUUGUGGUCCUGUGGUCCUGAUGGUGACCUGUGGAUAGCCAGUACUGGAAAAUGACGACAGAGCUUCACUGUUGGACCUACGUUAGAGCCAGUCAAGAACAAAAUGUGACCAACACAGACAGACUGCACUGGAUUGUUUUUUUUGUUUUUUUACUUGUGCUGUACUUGUUUGUAUAAAAGGACUCUGAAUGAUGGAUGUUAGACAUUACAAGCUUUCUCUUCUAGUCUGCUUUUUAGCUCUCGGGAGGGAAGCAGGGUAUUGUUUUGUUUUUUUGUUUUACCUGCUACAUUUGAACUAUUUUGCACCUCUUCAGCUCUUCACCUUAUUUAUAAAGGCAAUUCUUUCACACCCAAUUUAAAACUCCACAUGAAAAGGUAACAAAACCACUUCUGGGAAACGCUCUCUACAAAUACUGUACAUGACUCCGCUUCACUGUAAUGAUGUAUGUAAUGAUAAGAAGAGCAAUGUCUGGAUGCCAAAAUUCAAGGGCUGAAAUACUGGAAAAAAGCUGAGACCCAUUUCCUGCCUUAUGACUGUGUGUUCAGACAGAACGCUGAGUGAAUUUUACAGGUGGCGUGAUUACAUACAAAGUCAAUGGAAGAGUGAAAGAACUGGA
Messenger RNA from Siniperca chuatsi (mandarin fish), 3831 nucleotides. It is a transcript of the gene fzd3a, whose product is annotated as frizzled class receptor 3a. Gene Ontology annotation, molecular function: Wnt-protein binding; Wnt receptor activity. The transcript has 9 exons. NCBI's taxonomy places the organism in Eukaryota, Metazoa, Chordata, Actinopteri, Centrarchiformes, Sinipercidae. The record is from RefSeq and is a predicted model, not a curated record. The coding region runs from base 561 to 2831 and encodes 756 amino acids. Gene Ontology annotation, biological process: non-canonical Wnt signaling pathway; canonical Wnt signaling pathway. Gene Ontology annotation, cellular component: plasma membrane.